AAAAUAGUAGCACUAAAAGGCGUAAAUUAAAGAGAACUCCUUACUGAAUACUUUUCUUUUACCAAUAACUUGCCUUGAACCAAAUUAAGCAGAACAUCAACGAAAAUCCAACAUUACACUUUAUCUAAACAUAUAGACUGUUUAAAAGGGAUUUUACAUAUCUAAAUUAAGCCAAAUUUUAACGGCGGUUUUUCCGAGAGAGCAAUGUUAUUGUCACGUGAUUAUAAUGGCAUUAAGAGUUUAUCCUGUCGUAGAUCGUGCUGAGGUCGACAUGAUGUAAGAGAGAAUGAGUGUUUGGAAGAGAUUGCAGAGGGUGGGAAAAGAUGCCUCCAAAUUCCAGUUCACUGCCUCAUACCAAGAGCUGGAAGUAGAAUGUACCAAAAAAUGGCAACCCAACAAGUUAUGUAUUGUUUGGACGCGACGAAGCAGACGAAGGUCUACAAAGCUCCACACCUGGGAGCCAACCAUUCAAAAUCCAUACAAAGGUAUGGUGACCUGGACUGUCCCAGAAAACAUUGAAAUCCAGGUGACUUUGUUCAGAGACGGUCAGCAUGUGGAGUAUGAAGACAAAGAGUGGAUAUUCCAGAUCGAAGAUCAAUCCAUGGCCGGAAGGAGAAAGAUCCUGGCUACGGCACCAAUUAACAUUAAAGAGUUUGCCUCUUCUUUACCAACUCAACAUACCAUGAAGCUAACCUUGAGACCUACAACUAAAAAAAUUGUCAGCGCCUCAAUGCAGUUUACAUUGUCUUGUCUGUUCCUAAGGGAGGGAAAGGCCACAGAUGAGGACAUGCAGUCAGUGGCAAGUCUGAUGAGCAUUGGUAAGACAGACAUAGGCGUGAUGGAGGAUGUGGAGGAGGUGGAUGAGGAGUCAAGCAAGGAUUUCUCCUCGAGGCUCUCUGAGAUCACCUCCGAGUUCGCUAAACUCGAAAGUCACCAUGACGGUAAUCCGUUUGGAAAUCCCUUUGAGGAUGACCUUGACCUGGAAUGUGACUUCUGUGACCCAGUGAUAGAACAGAAACCUGUUUCUCUGAAUCCCUUUGAGGAGAGUGAGGAAGAGGAGGAAGCCACUAACCCUUUCACUGAAAACUCUGCUUCUAAUGACUCUACAAAUGCUCUCACUGCUAGUCAAUCAGUCAACCCCUUUGACUCCCUUGACUCUGUAAAACCAGAGAAAAAAAGUGAUAUUUUGCCUGUCAAGAAAAGACGGGCCCCGCCCCCUCCUUCAGGGAGAUCUAAAAGUGACAUGUCUAACAAAGAAAGACCUCUCUAUACAGGCACGCCCCCAUCCUCCCCUGAGGAGCAGAGAAAGAGAGCAGAGAGGGCUAUAACCCCUCCCUCGGAGUCCUUGGACACCUCGGCCAGUUCCUCCCUCACUGCCAGCCCCUCCAUACAGUUGUCUCCACAGCAUAACUCAAGUGAUCUGGAAGGCGACCGCAAAGUCUUAGAGCCACUGGACAUGAACCAGCUGGAUUCUCCAUCCAGAGCACCAGACUCAACAAAGAGCUUGCUGGACUGGUGCAAAGAGGUCACUAAAGGGUAUAAAGGGGUCAAGGUCACAAACUUAACUACAUCUUGGAGAAAUGGAAUGGCCUUUUGUGCUGUGGUUCAUCAUUUCAAGCCAGAUUUAAUAGAUUUCAAAUCACUGGCUCCCCAUGAUAUAAAAGGAAACAACAGGAUUGCAUUUGAUGCGGCUGCGACGUGUGGCAUCCCCCGACUGAUUGAGCCCUCGGACAUGGUCCUUUUAGCGGUCCCUGACAAGCUGUCUGUGAUGACCUACUUACAUCAGCUGAGAGCGUACUUCACCGGUCAGACGUUAGAGGUUCAACAGAUAGGUACAAAUGCAAGAGAAAGUAUGUACACCAUUGGAGAUAUGGAUGCAAAUACUCAGAGUGAAAUCAGCAGAGAAAUGUAUGGAAAGAAUCUAGUCAGAGAGAGUAACAAGAAACACAGCAAAGAAAGUAGUCCUGUCAAACAGGACAGCAGAGAAAAUAGUCCCCAAAAAUCACAAACUAAAGAAAAUAGUCCCACAAAAUUGCAAAGCAAAGACAACAUUGAUGUUGCAAAAUCAGAAUUUCAAAGAAGUAAGAGCAAAGAGUCUAGUCCCCCAAAGCCAUUAGACUUCUCGCAAAAUGCCAAAGUAAGUUCUGUGAUAGAUGAAUCUGUGAAAUCUGCUAGUUCCGCCCCCGCUGACAGUGACGAUGAUGUGUGGCAGCCCCAGAGUGGGAGUAAAGCCUCCUCACCACUCAGCGGCCCUGGAUCUGACCGUGGUAGUAGUGUGGGAUCGGUGGACUCUUCUGUCUCUCCUCGGGCCCUUUCCCCAUCCUCUGGGGGCAGUGAGCAGUCAUCACGGGCCUCCACCCCUUCCUCUCCCCCCUCUAGUACUGCUUCUCCCAAGAGAGGAUCUAGUGGAGCCAAAAAGAUCAAUAUAAGCGACAUUGACACCAUUUUUAAACCUAAACAGGAAGAACAAAGGAAGUCUCGACAAGAGGAGUUGAAGGAAAGAGCAAAGUUUCUGUUGGAUCAGGCCAGGAAAGAAGCAGGCAUUGGGGAAACUCAAAGCUCUCCUGCAAAGGAGGCAGAAAAAGAUGUCUCUGUGGAAACUGAAGACAAACAGAAACGAUUAAAAGAGCGAGCUCGACAGCUUAUAGAGGAAGCUAGAGCUGGGAUAGGUCAACCUGAGGUCAGCCUGCCAAAAAGACCCAGCCAGGAUCUUACAACAGAAAACGACUCUUGUAAAUCGACGCUGCGAAUGCGACGGAUUGUUCGUACUCCUGGUCUUUUUAUCAUUAAGAGCGAGUCAUUGUCUCUCAAUAAUGGAGAAACCAAUAAGACCGAGCGAACAUUGAAGAAGUUCAGCCUCAAACAGCCAAUGCUCACUUCAUCCCUGACAGAGACAGCAAAGCAGGAAGAGUCAGCAAGGGAAGUUAGUCCUGAGAAUGAAAUGGUCCAUUCAACAUCGGAUUUCUCCUUAACAGAGAGCAGUGAGGGCUCCCGUGACGAAGAUGAUUCAAGUUCCUCUCCAGAUUCUCUAGAUAUUGAUAACCACGUCGAAAGAAAGAAGGAUGAGCAUCUGCAGGACACCAAUCAGUAUGUCCAUAACGAGAUGGAGGCCCUGGAGAGGGAACAGACUCAGAUUGAUAGACAGGCAGGAGAGCUGGAGGCCAAGCUGAGGAAAAUCAUGGGAAAAUCCAAAUACAAACGUUUAGAAGAGAAAUUAAUGCAAGAUUGGUUUUUAUUGGUUAAUAAACGGAAUGCCUUAAUCAGAAGACAGAUGCAACUAAACAUCCUGGAAAAAGAAGACAAUUUAGAGAAAAGAUUUGAGUUGUUAAACAGGGAGUUACGUGCAAUGAUGUCUAUUGAAGACUGGCAGAAAACUGAUGCCCAGAAGCAUCGGGAGAAACUUCUUCUGGAGGAACUAGUGGACAUUGUGAACAAAAGAGAUGAAAUGGUUCAACACUUGGACUCACAAGAAAGAGCCAUUGAAGAUGAUGAGCAUUUGGAUAGAAGGAUAACUCAGGGUAAAAUCCUACAUGACAAAAAGGAAUGCUGCAUCCAGUGAAAAAAGGAAUGCUGCAUUCAGUGAAAAAAGGAAUGCUGCAUUCAGUGAAAAUAAGGAAUGCUGCAUUCAGUGAAAAAAGGAAUGCUGCAUUCAGUGAAAAAAGGAAUGCUGCAUUCAGUGAAAUGGCCAUCAACAGAGUGUGUCUGGUUCCCUCGCCUACAGCUCGGUGUACCAGUUGAGGACACGACUUUACUGUGAAGUACUUGACAUACUUAUACAGAGCUAUUGAUGUUUCAGUACUGCUUGGAUUUGUAUUGUAUGUACUGGAUUUAUUCCAAUUAUCCGUAGAAUUGGCUAAAAACCUGACAUAAUGUCUGUUGUUUUGGGGUUUGUUGAGAUUUUUUUUUCAAAUAGAACCAGAAAAAUUUUUCCAAUAUUUUACACAAAAAGUAACAUAAAAUCUAACUUUAACUGAGAAUGCUAUAACUUAGAGAAAUGUGAGUACUUGCAAAAUAAUUUACAUCUGUUUAUAAUGUAAGAAGAUUGUUAUUGCUAAUAGUACAGUUUAACGUUAAAAAGUACUCCGGAAAUCCUUACAUCUGUGUGCACUGAUGUUACUAUGAAUUGCAUAACCAAGUUGUUGUACCAUGGGAAAACAGCUUUAUUUGUAUAUUGAUUCAACAGAUUCAAUUGAGAAUUUAUUUCACAGUCAUACACUUUCAAUAAUAAAUGUUUUACAUAUUUUUUUCACGGAGGCUUCAUCUUCAUCUUUUGAAUCAUUGCUAGGUGUUUUGCCUGUAUUGUCAAGGCAAAUGAGUACAAAUACGUGUACGUAAUAUCAUAAAAUUUUUCAUGAUAUAAUAUAUAUUAUAUAAUACUGUUUUUGAAAAUAAAACUUCUGACUGAACAAAGUUCAGAAUUUAACAUUUUUUCAGCUUUUGGGUGGACUAUGUAAGCUAUAUGUAACCUUUUGUACUGGUGAAUAUGCACGUAAGCACAUUUCAGUGUAUUUAUACUUAAAUAAUUUGAGGGGUGGGAAUGUAAUUCCACGCCAAGCCCUAAUUGUGAAGGAAUCACCUUCUAGCUGUCUCUUCAGUUGUGGGACACCCCUGAUAUUUUUCUUACAUUUCUGGGACACCCCUGAUAUUUUUUUACAUUUCUGGGACAUCCCUGGUAUUUUCCUUACAUUUUUGAACACCCCUGGUAUUUUCUUAUAUUUUUUUGGGACACUUUCAUUAUUUUCCAGGUGUGCUCCCGACCCAAUCUGCCUUAUUCAUUUUAUAGAGCUUACUACCCCGGUAUUCUAAAUUCAUGUUUUGUGUUUAAAUGGUGCAUUUUGGCAUAAUUGUAUGAGCUACAUGAAUUAAAUAUAAUGGCGGAUAUCUCAUCGACUGAUGUUUUUGCUAAAUUAUUUCAAGUAGGGUUUAUUCAAAUGGACAAUCUUGAUGUGUAGCAGUAAGGGGAUGGGUUUUGAUAAUGGUUACUAUGACCAGUUGAAUCAGUAUUAUGGCUUGUCCUAUAUUGAAGAUUUAUUGUAGGCUCCAGCAAAAUGAACUAUUUUGUCAUCUUUGCAAAAGUGAUGAAAACUUUUUCAGAGUUUGUAAAAGAUUUUUCAAAAACUGGGCAUUAAGAGGUUUGUCUUUGUAUUUCAUGAAAAAAAUUAUAUUGGAUGUAUUUUGGAAUAGCUUACAUGUAUUCAAUUAUAUGUCCAAUUCAUGGAGAAUGUAAAAAAAAAACUACAUAAAAUACUCAUUAGACUUUAUAAGACACUGUAGCUUUAUUUUUUAACUGAUUGGUUUUUUUUAAUGAUGAGACAGAUUUGUCCUGCUCUGGUUUGUUCGUCUGUAGAGGUUAGAUGUAGAUUGAUGUAUGCAUUGAGAUAGACUGUUCAGUUGUGGUGCUUUAUUUGUUGCCAUAUAUAUAUAAACCCAUGUAUUUGUCAGAAUAUUGUACUGAAAUAAACAUCUCAAAAUAUUA
Molecule: messenger RNA, 5476 nt
Organism: Magallana angulata
Lineage: Eukaryota; Metazoa; Mollusca; Bivalvia; Ostreida; Ostreidae
Product: EH domain-binding protein 1-like
Exons: 24
Coding region: 287-3559 (1090 amino acids)
Molecular function (GO): protein binding
Source: RefSeq, a predicted model, not a curated record